Zalophus californianus (California sea lion) is the source of this 3748-nucleotide messenger RNA. It is a transcript of the gene CCDC175, whose product is annotated as coiled-coil domain containing 175. The transcript has 20 exons. Lineage: Eukaryota; Metazoa; Chordata; Mammalia; Carnivora; Otariidae. The record is from RefSeq and is a predicted model, not a curated record. Bases 352 to 2496 code for a protein of 714 amino acids.
GAAGGCCAAGGACUCUGGAGUCACACCUGUGUUUGCAUCUAGACUCUCUCAGUGAUGGGCUCUCUGACCUUGAACAUAUGACAUAACCUCAAAAGUCAGAUUUCUCAGCUGUGAAAUGGGAGUCAUCACAAGAUUAUAGUAAUCAACUUAGAUAAUGCAUGUAAAGCAUUAAUCCCAUCAAACUUAUCCCACACGUGAAGAUGCGGGCCUGGAAUUCACGUGGACAAAGUCCGGGUAACUCAGGGGCGCCAGAGCCAAGAACAAUCACUACAAAGUGACUAUUUUAAAUGCAACGAAGAAGCUAAGACCUUUCUUAAGGACGUUGCUAUCGCUGUUAAGAAAUUGGAAGAAAUGAGAAAAGCCACAAUUGAUCUCCUAGAAAUUGAAAGCAUGGAACUCAGCAGACUAUAUUUUCUACUGGAAACUCUUCCCAGUAGCAUUGGCAGAGAAUUAGAAGAAUGUGUCAGAGAUGCACGCAGAUUAAAUCUUUUUGAGAUAAAUCAAAUACAGACGGACAUUACAAGGAUGAAUGAUGCAAUACAGUCUCUGAAGAUGAGAAUACUUGAUCUGAAAAAAAUUAAUGAAGCUCUAGGUGAAGAGCAAGAGAAGCUGGCAAGGGAGCAUGAAAAGUUAGUGACGGCACUCAACCACACAAUGGGAGAAAAAGCCACCACCACUGUUUACAUCAACGAGAUUUACACCAAAAUCACCUCAGAGAGAAAAGACAUAGAAUUGCAAAAACGACAUCUCGAAGAAAUAGAGGAGCAAUUGGAAAAAGAAAAAGAGGACUAUUUGAAAAGAAAACAAAAACUGAAUGAAGAGAUUGAAAGAUGUAAAAACUUCUGUGAAUUUAAGAGAACAGAGACUUAUAAAAAGAAGAAAGAAUUGGAGACAUUAAAACUUAAAGUGUCAAAAAUGAAAGAAACAUUUACGACCAGCACAGUGGUUCUUAGUGAUCACAAUUUAGAGAUAUCACGACUACAAGAAUCAAUAAGACAUUGGGAACAGGAGCUCGAAGAAAUGAAGAAAUCCUGUAAGAUACUGGAGGAUAAAAUACAAUUUUUUGUAAAUACAAAAGGAAAACUGGAAGAUUCAUCUGGUAUUGAAAAAGAUGAAUUCUUGCAGAAGAUAAAGCAGAUGGCUGAGAAACUACAUAAAAAUCGUUUAGAGAACAAAGACCUACAGGAGAAAUUGAGUACUCUUACCAGGCAAUAUAAGAUUGUCUUAAGUGAGGAGGAUAAACUUUUUAUGCAGAAACAGAAAAUUUACAAUGAAAAUCAGAAACAACUGGCAUUUAUUACUCAGAAAGAAAACUUCCUAUCACAAAGAAAAGUAGACAUCAAAAAUAUGGAAGAAGGACUUGUCACACUCCAUGAUCUUCAUCGAGCAACAAAAGCCGUUUAUCAGAAACAAAUAAAAAUCCUGAAUGAUAACUUGGAAAGAGAAAAUCAGAGAUGUAUUAUAACUCAGUGGAAAGUAGCUUGUUUGCGAAAAAAACAUGCACGUUGGAGGAAGAGGCUAAACAUUGAAAUAGGAGAAAUUUUAGAUAAAAUUCAGACUUCGGAAUUCAGACGCACUGAAUUAUUACAAGAGACCACUGUACGAGAAAAAGAGAUCAGUGAAUUUUUGGCAGAGAUUGAAAAAGUUACAUUGGAAUUAAAACAAGAGGAGGAGGAAUUUAUUGUCAAAGAAAAAAAGUUAAUUCAAGAGUUGAGCAAGUAUGCGAAAAGAUUUGUUGAGGAAACGCAAAGUAAUAAAGUAAAGGAAGAAGAGCUAGUCGAGUGUCUUCCACAACUUCAAGUGGCAGAAGAAGAGUACAAAAGCAAAAGUGGAAAAUUUGAAGAGCUCAGUAAUAUUAUUACAGAGCAAAAGCAGGAGCAGAAUUUACUAAAUGAUUACAUUUCUCAAAUGGCAAAAGACUUUUCGAGAUAUUUUAGCAACACGGAAAAAGUGAAGCAAGAACUCAAAUACUUACGAGAUCAAGAAAGCCAUAAGAUUAAAAAUCAUUUUGAAACUCUAAAGAACUUAGAAAAUGAAAUCUAUGUGCAUGACUUAAAAGUAAAUGUUUUGCUCCUGGAAAAUGAAAAAUUAAGAAAAUAUAUUGCAUACAUGAAGAACAAGAUAGAGCAAUACAGAAAAGGAGAAGACUACCUCAAGUCCAUGUCAAGUGACCUGUCUUGUCAACUGACGGCUCAUCAGACACAGUAUUUGGAUUUGUGGGCUGAAUUUCAGACUACAGUUAAGGAACUGGUAAACAGCGGCGAUGAGAUUUUGCAAGAAAUAAAAAACCUGAUAGAGAAGCUGAAGGAAAGAGAUGAAAACAUUGAGCGUAUCAGCACUUGGCUACAAGGGAAUCUUGAAGAGCUGCAUUUUCUUAUGGAACAGGAAUCAGAAAUAGACCUCCAUAAAGAGAAGAAACACAUUCCUUUCAAAAAAGUCCAUCCCCAGGGGGUUGAAUGUACUAUGAAAAACAUUAACAAAGAAAAACUAAAAUAACAAGGCUACACCUGCUGUGAAUUUAAAAGGCAAAAACAAAACUACAAAACAAGUGAGUGCACUUUCUUUCAUAUUUUGCAAUGGUCAAUGGAUGUCUUAAGUUGAUUAACAAACCUGCAUAAUCCCCACUAAACAGAAUCGGUAAAUAACCUUCUAAACAAUACAGAUGGAUAAAAUGGCCAGAUUUUUUUUCCUAAAGAUUUUAUUAUUUAUUUGAGAGAGAGAAUGAGACAGAGAGAGCAUGAGAGGGGGGAGGGUCAGAGGGAAAAGCAGACUCCCCGCCGAGGAGCCCGAUGCGGGACUCGAUCCCGGGACUCCAGGAUCAUGACCUGAGCCGAAGGCAGCCGCUUUAACCAACUGAGCCACCCAAGCACCCCAAAAUGGUCAGAUUAUUAGGUUAAGUGCCAAAAAACUUUAUUUUGCUUCCAUAUGAAUCUCUUAAAGGCUUCCGAACAUAAAAUUCGCAGCACACACCUAUCAAGGAAAACUAUAUGUUGUAUAUAUUCUGUAUUUAGUUUAAGAAGGCAUCCGUUGUAAGAUGCAUCCUAAUUCAGAGAUGUCACAAUGUGAAAAAAGUUUCAGGAUCAAUAAAAUAUGGCACUGUGCAUAUAUCCUUCAAAAAUGAGACCAAAGAGGAAGGGACUAUGUGAAUACAUGUAUUUAUUCAUUUGGGAAAGAACUACUCCUCUUACUACUUAAUAGUCUGAAUUAUUUCCACAAUUAGUGUGGCAAAAUACAAUUAAAUGUCAACAUCUGAGAUUUUUUUGUAAAGCAUUUUUUGUAAAGCACACAAAAUGUAAGCAUUUUGUUUUUCUUAACAGAAACAAUAAUCAGAAGAUGUCUUCAACCAAACUACUUAUAAACAGAAAACCUAUUAUAUAAAUUAUACUCUAUUUUUAUAAUCAAAAUACUGUACUGGUAAAAAUAAAUAACAAACAACAUACUUCAUUUCCAUGUUUGCUAUCAGACCCACAAGGUAUGUUUGUCCUUAUAAUUCAUUAUACUUGAAAAACAAAUUGAAAUACAACAGACAUGCACAAUUAGGCCAAUGCUAAGGAUUUCAGAUUAUACUUGUCAAGGAAUAGAGAAAUAUGAUUUUGCUUUAAAGAAUAAUUAAGUUGUUGCCGGAGGCAAGUGCUUCCUAACAUGCUGGUAGUGUCAUAGAGUGCUAAAGUAUACAGUGUAUUAUACUAUGUAACAGACUACUACAGCAUUUUGUAUUUUCCAAGUCUAACCAUAAAGUCUGUUAAGU